This is a messenger RNA of Musa acuminata AAA Group (dessert banana), 891 nucleotides long. RefSeq lists its product as uncharacterized. The transcript has 2 exons. The record is from RefSeq and is a predicted model, not a curated record. The coding region runs from base 152 to 691 and encodes 179 amino acids. Lineage: Eukaryota; Viridiplantae; Streptophyta; Magnoliopsida; Zingiberales; Musaceae.
CCAAUUGGACUCCACCUGGAGGACCAUGUAACCUGUUCAACCUCUGCUUCAUGAAUAAAAGGGCAGGCACCAUAGACGCACCUCAAGGAAAGAAAGAGCAGUUGAUCGCAGAUCUCCUCCUCGCUUUGUUCUGCCAACUCUCCUGUAAGCCAUGUUAAAGGUCAGUUCAGUGGCUGCACCCCCAGCCUCCAAGACCCUCUGGUUUCCAGGCACCAGAAUGGAAGGCUUUGCAGUGGUUCCUCCAUCUAAGAGAACGGCAGAGAUAGCCAAGAGCCGGGAAGAGCUCCUCCGUCUCUUGCAUGAUCUCCCGGAGUGCGAGUACGAGCUCUCCCUCACCGAUCUCAUCGAGAAAGGACCGGUCGCUGCUGAUUCAACCACUGCAGAGAGUAGCCCGUCCUUGGAGGAAGGCAAAUCGGAUCAGGCAUCAUUGGCGAAGAAGAGGAAGCAGGACAUGAACAGGAGCAACAAGCGUAGUUUUCGCAGCCAUAGCGAUGGUGUGCUUUUGAGGUUUUACGUGCCGGCUUCCUUGACGCGAAGCCUUACCACGCCACGGACGAGCCGCGGACGUCGGUGCAAAUCCACAAACGAAAGCAACGAGAGAGAUGGAGAAGUAAUCCCAUUCGGAUGUUGGUCGGCUUUAUGGAAUAGGAGGGGGAAGUCGAGCAGGAAGGCGCUGGAAAGAAUGAACUGAACACGAGUCGGUGCUGAUGGAAUAAUGUCAAUGCUUCGCCUUAUAAAUUUAUGGAUUAGAUAUUAAGACGCUAUACUCGAUUAACGUGAAAUAACGAAUGUACAUAAAUAGUUCCACAGCCCAACCUGCCUCUUAGUUGGGCCAUCAACUCAUCCGUCUGCUGCUCAUUCAUUUAUUUAAUUAUCAAUUUUGUUUUCUCA